This is a messenger RNA of Hemibagrus wyckioides, 1540 nucleotides long. Its product is annotated as trace amine-associated receptor 13c-like. The transcript has a single exon. Gene Ontology annotation, molecular function: trace-amine receptor activity. Bases 557 to 1540 code for a protein of 327 amino acids. Gene Ontology annotation, cellular component: membrane. The record is from RefSeq and is a predicted model, not a curated record. Gene Ontology annotation, biological process: G protein-coupled receptor signaling pathway. NCBI's taxonomy places the organism in Eukaryota, Metazoa, Chordata, Actinopteri, Siluriformes, Bagridae.
UCAGACUGUCAGCCAGCUGAUGAUUUUCUAAUAUCAGCAUAUAUUUAGCUAUCCACAUGUAGCAUUAGUAAGCAAAGUAUGUCUAAGAGAAUCAUCAUCUCUUGCUUAUUCUUUGCUCUUGAAAAUGAAAAAAUACAAUUUGAUCUAGGCUUAAACACUUACCAGUGGGGAAAACUGUGGCCAAAGUAUUUAAACGCCUGAGAAACUAAGUGCAAUUUAUUUGGUGUCACCUUGUGGUCAUUAACCUGCUGGAUAACAGAGAAAAUGCAGUGUGUAUUCACCAACAUUGUAUUUAGUUUAGUUUAAAAUGAAAUAAAUCUUUUAAGUCCCAUCAAUCCGGUCAAGAGCACAGGAGAUGGAAGAAACAUUAUGUACAUAUUUAGUUGAGGCCUUUGGUUACAACAAGCCAUGACAUCAUAUUUAACAUACUGUCACUCAAAUUAAGGAGGCGUGACCAAUUUCUCAAUUAUAAAACCACCAGCACUCCUGAGCCAUAAGUCAUUAGAUUAUGACUUUUUACAUAUUCUGUUACUAAUGCUGCAUUGAUGAACCUUCCAUGCAGUUUAAUCAGUCUGAUCGCUGUGAGCAUUUCUCCUGUCCAGAGAGAUCUGUAUCUCCUGCAGUUUAUAUCUUACUGUACGUGUGUUCAGCUGCUGUGGUUCUGCUAACAGUGUGUGGAAAUCUGCUGGUCAUCAUCUCUGUUCUUCACUUCAAGCAGCUUCACACACCAACCAACAUGCUGGUGCUCUCUCUGGCCGUGUCGGAUUUCUUUGUUGGUGUUUUUGUAAUGAUGCCUAUGUUCGUCUGGACAAUUGAGUCAUGCUGGAUUUUUGGGAGAGAUUACUGCACUGUCUUUUGGAUAAUUUGUGGUUUUCUAUUACUUUUAACCAUCUAUAAUAUCACUCUGAUUGCUGUGGAUCGCUAUUUGGCUCUCUCAAACCCCUUUCUCUACAUGAACAGAGUCUCUGUGAGGAUCACUCGUGUUGUAAUUGUUUUUGACUGGUGUAUGGUGGGGGUCUAUAUCUUAACACUCAUGCAUUUCAAUGGAAACUUCACAAUUUCUGUAAUGUGUUCUGGAGAAUGUUUUUACUUUCUGAAUGAGGUCUGGAUUGUAAUCGACCUCAUAUAUGCAUUUAUAUUUCCACUUUCUGUCAUAAUCAUAUUGUAUACUCGAGUGUUUGUGAUUGCUAAGAAACAUGCCACUGCUAUCAGAGAGCUUAAUAAUCACACACGGCCUAAAACACAGAAAAUCACCUCACACUCCAUGAAAUCUGAGAGAAAAGCAGCUAAAGUCCUCGGCAUUUUAGUGUCUGUGUUUCUGAUGUGUUUACUUCCAUAUUUUAUUUACAGUUUAUUAGGUGAUAUUAUUGAACUACAGACAGAAAUUAUUCAGAAACUUGUGAUCAUUCUUUAUCUUAACUCCACCAUUAAUCCAGUUAUUUAUGCUCUGUUUUACCCGUGGUUCAGGAGGUGUGUUAAAUUAAUCAUAACUCUGCAAAUAUUUCAAACAGACUCUGCAUUAAUCAAUGUUCUUUCAUGA